Molecule: messenger RNA, 1941 nt
Organism: Camellia sinensis
Lineage: Eukaryota; Viridiplantae; Streptophyta; Magnoliopsida; Ericales; Theaceae
Gene: BUD2
Product: Adenosylmethionine decarboxylase family protein
Biological process (GO): spermidine biosynthetic process; spermine biosynthetic process
Cellular component (GO): cytosol
Molecular function (GO): adenosylmethionine decarboxylase activity
Source: RefSeq, a predicted model, not a curated record
UCUCUCACACACAACAAUGAACCAUCAUCAUGUAUUGAUGAUGCUUGCAAUCAUUCUUCUUGGUUGCCUCACACCCGCAUGCCCUCCCCACUCUCUCUCUCUGUCUCCUCCCAUUUCUCUUUCUCUCUUCGUACACACAAUCCCCCUAUAUAUAUCUUCCCUCCCCUCACUCCUCUCUCCCACCACCCUGUAGUCCAUUCUUCAAUCUUCAAUCUUCAUCACAAUCUCAAUCCUAUUCAUAUAUUCAUUUCCAAUUCUAUCUAAAACUAGAUAGUCUAUCUCCAAUGGCAGUUUCUGGGUUUGAAGGUUUCGAAAAACGACUCGAGCUCCAGUUCUCUGGCGAUGAUCCGGCUGGGCUCGGACUUCGCCAACUGGAAUUCGAGUCAUUAGAAAAAGUACUACAUGCUGUGCAAUGCACUGUAGUGUCGGCGGUUGGAAAUCAAUAUUUCGACUCGUACGUACUAUCCGAGUCGAGCCUUUUCGUGUACCCCACAAAAAUCAUCAUCAAGACAUGUGGGACCACCCAGCUGUUGAAAUCUAUCCGUCCCUUGCUAAACUAUGCUUGUGAUUUGGGUCUGAUCCUAUGCGGGUGUAGGUACACCCGAGGCAGCUUCAUUUUCCCAAAUUCCCAACCCUACCCUCACACUAGCUUCAGAGAAGAGGUCAUGUACUUGGAAGAGAGCUUGCCAAGUCAUCUUUGCUAUAGAAAAGCAACGGUCAUGCCAUCGAAGCUAUCAUCUCAUUCAUGGCAUGUGUUCACUGCUAGUGACGACGAGGAGUCUCACUCACACAUGCCUGAGGAGUCAUAUACCAUUGAAGUCUGCAUGACCGAGCUCGACCAUGUGCUUGCUAGGAAAUUUUUCCGGCGGCCCAAUGACGGUAAAUCCGGUGACUCGGCCGGGAAAGAGAUGACGGAGAUAACGGGUAUCGGCGAAAUCAACCCAAAUGCUAUUAUAUGUGACUUUGCGUUCGAUCCGUGCGGGUAUUCAAUGAAUAGCCUUGAUGGCGACCGGUACUCCACAAUUCACGUCACGCCGGAGGAUGGAUUUAGCUAUGCAAGCUUCGAGUGCGUUGGGUCAAUUUAUGACCACCGCAACAAUCUUGUCGAGGUGUUAAAGAAAGCAGCGCUAGUUUUUCGGCCGGCGACAAUGUCAGUGUCGAUAACAUGCGCUGAGCACGAGGUCUGGACACGUGUUGCUGCCGCCCUAGAGCCGCUCGGAUGGAAAUGCCGGAGUUGCGCAGUGGACGAGUUCCCAACCAUUGGGAACGUCAUAUUCCAGACAUUUACUACUCGUCGAAAGUAAAAUUUAAUAGUGACAGCAGCGACGAUGAUGAUGGUGGUGAUAACAGUAAAUACAUUAAGAAGUUUAAAAGAGAAGAGAGAGGGAGCAGGGAGUUUUUAGGGUUUAAUUAGUUUUAUUUUUUUAAAUUAGGGCUCAUGAUGGAUGGAUGCAUGGUGAUGUUGAUGCAUGUAUGGUGGGUAGAUGAUGAUGGAUGUGAGUACUAGAAUGAUAGAAGUGGUGAAAUUUGGGGAUUGGAAGGUAUAGCUGAUGAUGAUGAUAAUGAUAAUUGGUAGGCAUGCAUCAAAAAAAAAAAAAAAAAGAAAUAUCUAAAAAAAAAAAAAAAAAAAAGAUGGUGUGUUUGGGGGGUUUUUCAUCAUGAUCAUGAUAAUGCACCCCACUUAGUUUUGUCACGCCUAAGUGAAUUCUUAGAGGUUUGUGCAAUAGUGGAGGAGGAAAAAAAAAAGUUUUCAUGUUGAGAGGUUAUAUGAACUCUCUCUCUCUCUCUCUCUCUCUCUCUCUCUCUCUUAGUUUUGAUUUUGUCCUUUUCCUAUUUCUUUCUUGUCAUUUUCUUGUAAUUUCUUGCUCCCCUCUUGUCUCUUUGUUUUUGCAUUUCAGCACUUUAAAGAGGAAAAAAGAGAAAUUUAUACAUUUUGUAGUA